AGUUUCCGAAUCCCAAGUCAAAAGUUUCAACUCUACCGCUCCACGCUACUGUCAGACUAGCUAAUCAUAGCUACCGUUUUGAUCUCCGGCAACUAAAAUGUCUUCCUUCACAUUUAAAAUGAUGGCCGGAUCUCUGCCGCCGGUGACGGGAUCUAAUGCCAAAGGGCCAGCUGCUGCUUCUGUCAAACGACCUACCAUUCCUCUUCAGGUGAGGGUUAAAGAACUUCAAAAGUUAGAAUCAUCGGAGAAAACAUCUGUGAAUGUCUCGAGAAGAGAUCUAGCAUUGUGUUUAACCGCUGCAUCUAUUGGUGCUGCCACUCUAUCCUUACCUCAGCCUGCUGAAGCCCGCGUUAGUAGAAUCGAGAUCAAAAAGAUGAUAUUGGAAAAAUUCAAGAUGCUUAGAGAAAAAGUUGGGUUGUCAAAACCAGAAACAGAAGAAACCGAAAAGCAACCCUCACAAGAAACAGAAGAAACCGAAAACCAGAAACCAGCUCCUCCACCAAAAGCAGAACAAGAAAUCCCGGCUCCACCUGUACCAUCACUUCCCAAACUUCCUGAAAUUCCUGUUCCACCGGUACCAUCACUUCCUAAACUACACAACGACCAGAUGAAACAUGUUGUGGAAGCCCCCACGCUCCCAUAGCAUUUGUUUCGAAAACAGUGCAUGUUAUGCGGUUAUUGUAGCUUGACUUUGUUUUUCAUGUUUAAUUUGGUGACUGAUCUUAGGGGGAAUUUGACAAUUAUUUGUAUCGAUAGAGCAACAACAAUAAGUGUUUCUCUGCAGGUCUACUUCAAGUUGUUGAGAUCCAAGGUGAUGAUAUCAUGAAUGAGAAUUUGCCUUCCUUCUCAAAA
Cynara cardunculus var. scolymus (artichoke) is the source of this 852-nucleotide messenger RNA. Its product is annotated as protein PELPK1-like. The record is from RefSeq and is a predicted model, not a curated record. The coding region runs from base 98 to 643 and encodes 181 amino acids. NCBI's taxonomy places the organism in Eukaryota, Viridiplantae, Streptophyta, Magnoliopsida, Asterales, Asteraceae. The transcript is spliced from 2 exons.